Malassezia japonica is the source of this 1698-nucleotide messenger RNA. It is a transcript of the gene MUP1, whose product is annotated as methionine permease. Gene Ontology annotation, biological process: amino acid transmembrane transport. The coding region runs from base 1 to 1698 and encodes 565 amino acids. The record is from RefSeq and is a predicted model, not a curated record. Gene Ontology annotation, cellular component: membrane. Gene Ontology annotation, molecular function: L-amino acid transmembrane transporter activity. Lineage: Eukaryota; Fungi; Basidiomycota; Malasseziomycetes; Malasseziales; Malasseziaceae. The transcript is spliced from 2 exons.
AUGUCGAACGGCGUCGACAUGACAGGGGGGAAUUCCCCCUUGUCUACGGAUCAUAAAGGCAAGAUGGGAGAGCAUGAAGACAUUCUCCCUGAGCUUCUACCCGACUGCGGCGACGACGUCGAGGCGGCGGUGAACAGCGAAGUCCCUCAAGGUCGUCAGGUUGGUGUCAUCUCGGCCAUCUUCCUAAUGGUGAACCGUAUGCUUGGUACGGGUGCCUUUUCCACAACCUCGACGAUUCUGCAACAAAGCAACAGUGUUGGUAUGAGCAUUAUUUACUGGGCCAUCGGUGGUGUCAUCGCAGGCGCUGGCUUUGCGGUGUACGCUGAGUUUGCUACCGCAAUUCCCCGCAAUGGUGGUGAGCUAAACUAUCUACAGUACGCGUUCCGCAAGCCGUACUUCAUGGUGGCCUCGAUGUACGCCGCGCAGGCGCUUCUUCUGGGUCAGGCUGCUGGUAAUGCCAACGCUGCAGGCCAGUACUUCAUCCGUGCGGGCGGAGGUGAGACGACCGAGUGGAACUCGAAGGGUAUCGGUGUUGGUAUCCUGGUCGCUGCACUGAUUAUGCACGGCGGCUUCCUCAGGUAUGGAUUGUGGUUCCAAAACAUCCUCGGUAUCUUCAAAGUGGUCAUUCUCCUUCUGAUCGUCUUUGCUGGCUUUGCUGCGCUGGCGGGACGUACGAUCGGCGAGGCACCGCACAACUUUGCGAAUGCCUUCUCGGGCGCCAGUCAGACGCUAAAUGAUGGCCAUAUUCGGAGUGACAUUUCUGGUGAGGUCCAUAACCCGGCGCGCACCAUGAAGAUCGCUGGUCCGCUCGCAUUGAUCGUCCUUACCAUUCUCUACGUACUUGCACAGGUGGCCUACUUUGCCGCGGUGCCAAUUCCCGAGAUUCUGGAGAGCAAGCAAAUUAUUGCUGCCUCCUUCUUUAAGCAUAUGUUUGGUGAACGUUCGGCGCGCGCCCUGUCUGUCUUCGUGGCUCUUUCGGCGGUUGCAAAUGUAUUCUCGGUGCUCUUCUCCCAGGGCCGUCUGAACCAGGCUCUGGGUCGUGACAACCUUAUUCCCUUCUCCAAAAUGUUUGCUUCCAACCGUCCUUUCAAUACCCCGCUCGCCGGCCUUACUUGGCACAUGAUUGUCACACUGAUUCUCAUGCUUGCACCCCCGCAAGGUGAUGCUUACAACUUUGUCCUGAACCUUUCCUCCUAUCCGCUCAAUGUGGUCAAUUUGGCCGUCGGCUUGGGUCUUUGCUUGUCGUACCUUCCGCGGUCAAGUGGUCUGAAACCCAGCUGGUUCUACGACUGGAACCCACAAUUCCGUGCGACGAUCCCCAUCACCAUUUUCUUCACGUUAGUGUCCGCUUUCUUGGUUAUCGUGCCCUGGAUUCCACCCACCGAAAAGGUCGAUGCACAGUACACCCAUAUCUGGUACGCGCUCCACGCUGGUGUGGCUCUUGCCUUCUUCGCAGGCGGUGCCCUGUACUGGUGCUGGUGGUACGUCCUCCUUCCUAGGGUUGGUCUAUACUGGCCGAACUGGUACACGCUCCGCCCCACGAUGGGCCGCUACUGGCUUGAGCCUGUCGAGACCGUCAUGGACGACGGUACUAUCCGCACCGUUUUCGAGCGUCGCCUUCUCGAUGCCAAGCAAAACGCAGACUCCGAAGCGACUGCGGAGCCUGAACCUACCCUCAGGUCUGAAUCGGCGAACUAA